Messenger RNA from Apis florea (little honeybee), 1910 nucleotides. RefSeq names its product alpha/beta hydrolase domain-containing protein 17B. Gene Ontology annotation, biological process: protein depalmitoylation. Gene Ontology annotation, molecular function: palmitoyl-(protein) hydrolase activity. Gene Ontology annotation, cellular component: plasma membrane; endosome membrane. The record is from RefSeq and is a predicted model, not a curated record. NCBI's taxonomy places the organism in Eukaryota, Metazoa, Arthropoda, Insecta, Hymenoptera, Apidae.
ACAUAUCGAAUCAUCUCGUUGCUUUUAAAUCUUUCACCAAUAGCGAGCAAUGAAUAGAAGAACAACGUACAAAAUAGUGCCAUUAUCUCUAUCCUUAUCUUCUGAGUAUGUAUCUUGUUUUACCUGAAUACAAUGAAAGUGCGCAACGUUCAGUGGGUGGGGGCAUUAUAUGAGAAAGAGAGAAAACAAGAGGGAGAGAAAUUGUUCGUCUUGAAAGCCGUCAUGGCUGAUUCAUCGUGAGUGACUCUUUCAGGAGUACGAUAACAAAUGACAUUGUGAUUGAAUCAUUAAGUGUAAGAAGUACAGUGCAUGGAAUUAUUUUUGAAUCAAAGCGAUAAUCUCGAUGUGGAAAUUCCACGAAGAAACGUGAUAAACGGCGUUUUCGCGUGCGCGUAACUUCCCCGUGGAACGAUGAACGGGUUAAGUUUUAGUGAAUUGUGUUGCUUGUUUUGCUGUCCGCCUUGCCCGUCCAGAAUCGCUGCAAAACUAGCGUUUCUACCUCCUGAACCUACGUAUGCGUUUAUUGAAGAUGAAGGUUCCAAAGUUACAAUUUCUUUAUCCGAAAGAGCAGAAUGGCAAUAUACAGAAAGGGAGAAAGAAUCGGUAGAAGGUUUCUAUGCAAGAACGUCACGAGGAAAUCGAAUAGCCUGUUUAUUUGUACGGUGUUCAGCUACUGCACGUUUUACGAUUUUAUAUUCCCAUGGAAAUGCAGUCGAUUUGGGACAGAUGUCUAGUUUUUAUUUAGGACUUGGAUCGAGAAUAAAUUGUAACAUAUUUAGUUAUGAUUAUUCGGGUUAUGGAGUUUCUGGUGGUAAACCGUCAGAAAAGAAUCUUUAUGCGGAUAUAGAUGCUGCGUGGCAUGCUCUUAGAACACGUUACGGUAUUAGCCCGGAAAACAUCAUUCUAUAUGGUCAAAGCAUCGGGACUGUACCCACAGUCGAUCUGGCCGCGCGAUAUGAGGUUGGCGCAGUUGUUCUGCAUUCACCUUUAAUGUCGGGAAUGCGAGUUGCUUUUCCUAAUACCAAAAGAACUUGGUUCUUUGACGCGUUCCCGAGUAUAGAUAAAGUACCAAAAGUGACAUCUCCUGUUUUGGUAAUUCAUGGAACUGAAGAUGAUGUAAUAAAUUUCAAUCAUGGUUUAGCAAUUUAUGAGAGAUGUCCAAGAGCAGUAGAACCAUUAUGGGUUGAGGGUGCUGGUCAUAAUGAUGUAGAAUUAUAUGAUCAAUAUUUAGAGCGAUUGAAGCAAUUUGUAAGUGUAGAACUGAUAAACUGACGGCGACUAAGCCUCUCCCAGAAUCAGGGGGGGCAGGGAGGAGGACAUACACAUGUGAGCAGUCAAGGACACACCACUUCUAAUAAUUCAAACACUACCAGUUCUAUUUCAACAAGCUCACAGACUGAAAAGCUUGUCUAGCAAUCGCCUUCCACAGGGGAGAAGGCACCUGUCCUCCCCUGUGAUGAAGAAUCAUCUUUCGUUUCUAUAGAUGAUGGAUUCUUUUUUCGUGAUCAACAGAUGGAUAUUAAUCAGAAAAUUCAUCAUAAAAAUUCUUUAAAGGAAACAUGUUCUGAGGAUGAUGACUCAAGUUUAGAUAGUAAUUCAAAAAAAGCUAUUCAACAAGAUGAAAAAAAUAUGAAAGAAGAAGAAUUGAUAACAAAUAUUCAAGAUAAGAAACAUAAUAAAACAAUAUUGGAAGGUACUUCUAUUCGCCAUAACUUUCGAUUAAAUCAUAUUAGUCAAGUUGCAAAAAAACAUAUUCUUUGCCAAAAAAUAUAAAAAAUCCAUUUACUAAAAGUCAAAAGAAUAUUGUCCAUAGGACUUUAAAAAAUUCAUUUGGUCAAGGUCAUAAGAAAGCUGAUAUACAAAUAUCUCAUACAACUUUAGUUGACAUACAGGUUGAAGACUGCCGACAA